Molecule: messenger RNA, 1449 nt
Organism: Penicillium atrosanguineum
Lineage: Eukaryota; Fungi; Ascomycota; Eurotiomycetes; Eurotiales; Aspergillaceae
Product: CENP-N/CHL4 family protein
Exons: 1
Coding region: 1-1449 (482 amino acids)
Biological process (GO): CENP-A containing chromatin assembly; chromosome segregation
Source: RefSeq, a predicted model, not a curated record
AUGGCGCGCCCGAAAUCAGUCCGCGCGCCAACAACAGCCAGUCUCCCAAACAACCUACGCAUUCCCUCAUCAACACCCUCUCUCGCAAAAACUCUCGGCAAGCUAUCGCGGCAAGCGCUACUAGGGCUCGCUUUAACAUGGCUCGAUGAUCGGAAUAUCACAUCGUUCCCGCCAUAUCUACAAGCCGAUGAAGAGAAUGGCGGCGACGACGAAGACACUCUACCGUACCCCGCCGCCGAAACAAUUGAAGAAGUUCGCAAUGCAUACCAAGACCUACAAGAUCGAAAGGGUGGAAAGCGUGAAGUACUCGAGCGUAUGCUCGAGGGCGAUUGGAGAAAAGGCAUCACAUUGCGACAGCUCGCAAUGGCGGACCUUCGAUACAUGGACAACCACCCAGCCAGUUUACGAUGGACCGCCCUCGAGCUCAGUCGCAUCGACGCAAGAAAAAAGCCAAUCGAGAAAGGAAAAGCCGACGACUGGUCAAACAACGUCCCUCGCAUGCAAACCGCAACCUUCGUGAAAGGUCUCCAGCAAGAGAUCGCCCCGUUAGUGAAAGCACACUACCACCUAGCCCGCUCAUCAACUCUCCCUCUUACAAUCCUACGAAUCUUCAUAAUCGACUCACCCUAUCAAUCACCUCGCCAAGCUCCCGAGAUCUUCGCCGACUCCUCGCGUGUCAUCUACGUCGCAUUCCCGGACAGUUGUCCCUACAUUUACACCUCCAUCACAGCAACAGGUUCCAAACAAGCAGGUCCGACUACAAGUUCCGUGGCGACAGAUCCUCGAAGCCUACAGCGUCUUGUGCGCGAUGCGAUUCCCAAGGCACUCUCUCGGCCGCAGGAACGGUAUACCUUGAAACCAACAUCAUUAGCCGCAAAGAACCUACCUACCCUCCUUGCACUUCGCGGGCCGGGCAGAUCAACUUCUGCGAAUGGUGCAUUCAGCAUUUUUGCCGACUCGGCUCUUGAAGGGAGUCCAUUGGAUCCGCGUCUCUCGAAUACAGUCUCGGCGGAAGAGCAUAUGCGCAGUUGGAAGGCGACUGUUGAAAAUAAAGAGAAUGAGAUUAGUGCCGACCAGGCACAUGAGUCGAAAAAACGCAAAGCGGCAGAUACCAACCCUGGUACAUUGUCACCGACAUCUAAGAAGCGACGCUUGGCUGUGCAGGGUCGCUUUGGAACAGCGGGCGGGUCACUAGCACCAGCACCGUUGGAUCGUCUGGAUGUUCGACUUCUGGAUCAGCCUACCUUCGACGAUGAGGAUGAUGAAAACAGCUCCAAUUUGCCUGCGGUAUCGCUUACUUUUACCGGCUCGGAUGUUAUUGGUGGAAUACGCAAGCUUGCUGAGCUGGGCAUUAUUGACCCCAAGCGAAUGCCAUCCUGGAUGACAGGCGAAGAAGGCGUCAGUAUGGCCGUUGUUCGGGGUGGGAAGAGGCUUCAGAAGGAAGCUUAA